AUGGGAUCACUUACAUGGUUAUUACUACUGGUCGGCUGUGGAUGUGUCACAGGUCUGCAGAGGUGGCUGCAACUCACUGAUUAUGAUUGCCAGGGUUGUAACCAGUACUACGAUGACAGUGCAAUGUUCAUGUCAAUGCUAUUUGUCACUUCCAAUACCCUCAUCUUAGGCGGCAGGAACACCAUACAUUCAGUCGAUAUGCUAACAGAUACACAUACCUCCUACAAAGACGGAUCUGAUCAGCUGGAGGCAAGAGUUGAACAGUGUAUGGAAGAGGGACGAAUUGAGGAGGAUUGCCAGAAUUAUUACAAAGUGCUUCUCAUGCUCUCAGAAACUGAUAUAAUGUCCUGUGGUACCUGGGGUUUUGCUCCCGAGUGCGAUGUCAGAACAGUGACAGCGCUGGAGUUCAGAGAGCGAGCCCACGUGCGGAAUGGGAAUGGGUUCUGUCCUGCCAACCCUCGGGAACCUACAUCUUAUCUCAAACUUAGUGGAGAUAUAGGAUUUGCUGGAACCUGCACGGAUGUCUGCGCAAGUGACCAAAUCACAAGAUUCAACCUCCAACCUGGCUCCCUCUCCUCCACAUCCCAUACUUUCAACACGAAUGACCAGCUUAGUGACCCUAAGUUCGUGUAUUCCUUCCAAGAGGGCGAUUACGUGUACUUUGUCUUCAAGGAGACUGCUUCAGAGCUCCCAACUGAGAAAAUUUACUCAAGGAUAGGCAGAGUGUGUAAGAACGAUGUUGGUAGCAGCAGCCCGUUCAUGCAGGAUGUCUUCACCUCCUUCUUCAAGGCUAGGUUCUACUGCACUAGCUCUCAAGCCGGGCAGCAGCCUUUCGACCACGACGAAGUCGAUGGAGCUGUCUACCAGGAACGAGUACUCUACGCUGCUUUCAGCGGACCCAAGAACCUUCAGACUGGAUCCAUAGUGUGCUCCUUCCCGAUAGGAGCUAUAGACGAAGUGUUUGAUGGUCCUUACCUCACAUUUAACAAGGAGACACGGGAGUGGGAAUCUGAAGAAAACCGCAAAUUCAACUGUAAUAAAAAGAAAGAAGGAAGAGAUGCUAUACUGAAAUUCCUAAUGGAAAAAGGGAUUCACAAUCCCACACCUCUCUUCAACACCGAGUCAUCAGAAAGAGUUAACGCCAUAACAGCAGAUAGCUUCACAUAUAACAACGAGGAUAUUAUGGUGCUCUACGCCGCUUCAGAUCUUGGUCGAGUACACAGAAUAGCGUUUAUCAGAGAGUUAGAUAGUAAAGUCUACCAUACCUCAAUAAAAGUGGGAGAUGGAAAAGUAAUCUCAGUAACAUACGGUGCUGGUCACGUGUACGCUAUGGGAACUAACUGGGUUACCAGUGUUCCUAUCAAACAGGAAUGUGCAGCCUCGAGUUGUGGUGAGUGUGUUGGAGCUCAUUUCCCUUACUGUGGCUGGUGUUCCGAUGUGACUCUUGGAAAGUGGUCCUGUACCACUAAGACGAAAUGCCCUUCUACUGACUGGGUGGCACCUACUGACACCUGUAAACCUCUACCAACGUUCUUCAAGUCACCACAGAACAUCACUCUUGGUGAAGGAGCAACAGCUCAAUUCAAAUGUGCGUCACAUGACGCCCUGGUGACCUGGGGUAAGGACGGAGUUGGACUACCUCGCAAAGCUGUCUUCCUGGACUCUGGAAAUAUCUAUAUUCCUGAAGUGAGGCUGGAAGACACUGGUUACUACGAGUGUUCGGUGAACAACACUUCUGGUGUUGUUGUGUCCCGGGGUUACCUUUACGUUCAAGUUGCAGCAAAGUUCAGAGUAGAACCGUCCAAUGUGACGGUUACAAAAGGAAACCAGGAUCUCAUCCUUACUUGCAGAGUUGAGGGUCUACCUAAACCUGAGAUUUGGUGGGAGCGAACUAACGGAGAAUUACCAGAUGGCAGUGAACAGCUUCCAAAUGGGGAUCUAGAGAUAUUCAGGGUUAUGAAGGCUGAUGAAGGCGGUUAUAUCUGCUUUAUCAAGAACGAUAUCGGCAAAAUCAGCCAGUCUAAGAGCAAAACUGCCUACGUUACUGUCAAUGACAAGUUGGAUCCUUACAGUCCUGCUGCGGACGAAUCAUCCUACGACUCCCCCAUCUCAAUAACAGUCCUGACUAUCGGUAUCGUUAUCUCUGCUGUCGUGUGCUUUGUCAUCGGUCUCACCGUUCACAUGGUCUACAGAAGAAGGAAGCAGAAGAGGGAUUACAUAGAAGACAGCCCUCACCAAGGCACCUACUCUCAGUUCAGUGGUUGUCCUCACCAGGAUGACGCGGGCUACCUCUGUCCUCUUCCCAACCAAAACUGGAACAGCACGUGGCAGUCAUAUCAUCGUCAUCAAACGGGACUAUCCAGUCACGGUGCCUUCACUCCCGACACCGCCAUGACAAACUUAAUGACGGACGAGGAGGCUCCUCCAGCCUAUUCUCCAGGGAAUGGUCAGACUAUGUCUGAUUGGUACCCUAGAUCAGCAGCGUCUCUACCCAGUCGGGACUACGCUGAGAUUAUGACAGUACCGCUGCGACCUCCGCCUAUUUCGCCGCCAGUCCUGCCACCCGGUGCCUUCAACGCCCACAACGCCAUUAAUGGACACAUGUCUCCUCUCAUGAGCAAUAGCACCACUCUCCCCAUUUCUAGAGACUUUUACCCUGGCAACAUGCCAGGCAUUUGUUAUCCUCCCGCAAAUAUGCCAGCGUCACGUGCCACACCAGUUCCACAUGAUCUACCAGUGGCAGAUUUGCCAGUAUCGAGUGGUGUGCCAGUGCACAGCACGGCUCCCAUCACUUCAUCCUCACAAGACGGACAGAAUUUAAAUAGACUGCUGCCUGGACUAAUCAGCGAUUACAGUACAAAAUUGCAGGUCUCCAGUGCUAUAUGAACUUCAUUUUAAUUUUUUUAACUGUUUGAUUAUUUUUCGUAAAAUUGAUUGAAAGGGCUACGUUUUAUUUGAGUGAAACGGCUGAUGAGUCUCGUUUUUGAAUUCUUUUUAUUCAAAAGAAGCUUAACGGUAAAAGCUACUCCAGAAAUUGGUAUGUUGAACUGCAACAGUUAUCCAUGAUUUUACGAGAACAAUUUUUAUAUUUUAAGUGGAUAACUUUCAUAAAAUCGUAAUAAAUACAGAUGUUAAAGAUACCUAAGGUAUUCUAUAUAAAAUUUAGAUUCUUUUAUCCUUACGAAACUCAGGCUGUUAUAGUUGAACACUAAAAUCUAACCGAUUUAAUUUUGAUAUUUGAAUGUUGAUACGUGAUCAAGAGAAAUGGUUUUGAUUUGCCACAUUCUGCGAUUGUUUUUAUGUAAAUUAUUUUUAAUUCAAAACAUUGAUGAUACCAAAGGAUGAGACUUUUACAUCCCAAAUUUUAUAUUUCGACGUUUUAAAACUUUACCCUGAAAAUUACUCAUAUUUUACCAUAUAAUAAAUAACUCAAAAUCUUGAAUUGCUAGGGUUAAAACGUCGAAGAUAAAAAAAUUGCAUCAAGUACCUUAAAUUUUAAAAGCUUUAUGUUUUUUGAGUCAUAAUGGCACAAAACUAAGCAGUCAGAAGAUGGACACUGACAAUCGCUGGAAAAAUAACAUUUACUCUUAGUUUACCCUCUGAAUUCUGAAGUUUAAAUUUACCACACCGAAUUCUUUUCGUGAUUAUAACCAAGAUUUUUUAUAACAAUUCCCCAAUAAUUUUGAAGCUUGUUUAUGGGUCAAUCAAUUAUGUAAUGUCUUAUUGAUUAAUAGGUACCGUCAAAAUAUUUAAAACCGUCUAUUAUUUGUCUGGUUAGACUUGUUCUGUACAUAAAACGACAUUUUUUAUAAAUUUGUCUAAUUCCCAA
Bolinopsis microptera is the source of this 3829-nucleotide messenger RNA. RefSeq names its product semaphorin-4D-like. Gene Ontology annotation, biological process: neural crest cell migration; negative chemotaxis; semaphorin-plexin signaling pathway. The record is from RefSeq and is a predicted model, not a curated record. Gene Ontology annotation, molecular function: semaphorin receptor binding; chemorepellent activity. The transcript has 19 exons. The coding region runs from base 1 to 2886 and encodes 961 amino acids. Lineage: Eukaryota; Metazoa; Ctenophora; Tentaculata; Lobata; Bolinopsidae.